Molecule: messenger RNA, 2196 nt
Organism: Pleurotus ostreatus (oyster mushroom)
Lineage: Eukaryota; Fungi; Basidiomycota; Agaricomycetes; Agaricales; Pleurotaceae
Exons: 4
Coding region: 1-2196 (731 amino acids)
Source: RefSeq, a predicted model, not a curated record
AUGGACGCGCCGCAGCAUCCCUUCUCUCUGGUUUCCCAAAAUCUUUGUUCUAUUGGAGCUCUAACAGUGGACGCGUAUCUUAACAAUUUACCCAACGACUGCCUCUCAGACCUGCGAAAGUCAACCCAGGGGAAGAAGUUCGAAGGCAGUCAUCCACAUGGCAUCUCCCCUAUCACCCGCCUGGCACAAGCCUGUAGCCGUGCGUUCAGCCUACCAAAUCUCAUAAACUACGAACUUCUAGAGAAGAAUGACACGACUGGCGUUCACUGGAAGUGCAUCUUGACAAUUAGUCGUCCUGAUGGCCAAGCUCGUUCAUACCAGACGGAGUUCGUUCAUUCACGCAAACAGGAUGCUCGAACCGGCGCGGCGAACGUCGCCUUGCGGCUAGGUGCCAUCGAGUUCAUUACUUCCUUCGGUUGUAACUCGAGUUCACGACGCUCGUGCGAUACACCUGCCCUUGUGAAUGACGGCGCUGAGACCAUCAACAACGUCGAGAAAAUCGAAUCUCUUUGCAAGCAAUGGCACAACGAACAGGUCACUCCCCAAUGGACUCAGUUCAUGGUCGUCGACCAACAGAAUCGGGGCUCAGGAGCGGCUAAAUACGGUGCUGCGUUACGCGUCCAACUUUCCCCUCAUCUACUGGAAGUUUAUUCUACCGAUGUAACUUUUCUUUCCUAUUCGGAGGCCCAAGCCACAUGCGCCCGCGAAGCUGUCGACAGUGGUGUGCUGGAGUUCAUCCGGUCUGCGAGUAGCGGAGCCUCCCAAGAACCGCAUUUGGCCAGUAUGCCUCCAGCUCCAUCAAGUUCAAACGACCACAUGACCUUGCAUACCUUCUUUGAUGCUCUACCUAAGCCAUUUCCCGACUUCCCAGAUCCCCAUGCCACGACUGUUGCUGAGCUACCGCGUGCUCCUGUAGCAUAUGUCAAUAAUGCUCUUCAGUCAUGUCGAGGCGCCCGUUUCAGUGCACAAUACAUUUGGAAUAGUGAUUAUUCCCACAAUCUCCACGGAUGCCUCCUUCGUGUCUGUCGACCGAAACAUACCAGGUCCUAUCUGGUGGACCCAAUCUUUCACAAACGCAAUGACGCUAAGUCGGCCGUUUGUCUUUUGGCUUUUUCUCAAGGCCUCGGUUCGUACAUUCGCUCGGUUGCGGAAGAAAUCGAGCGUCAGGUUACACCGACAAUGCGCAAAGCUGUAACAGAGCGAGUUCUUUCAACGAUAUCCUCAAUGUGUGUCAAAGCCUCAAACUUACUCCACGAACCUGUCCAGGCAUAUGAAUAUCGCGUGGACAACGACGCUGUAGGAUGUACGUUGAAACUGCCCAUGUUGGCCACCUAUGACGCCAAAGCGGGAGGGCAGAAGCUUCAGUUCAAAACGUAUGUAGCGGAUAGCGUUUAUGCAAGCAAGGCAGACGCCAAGAUUGCAGCUGUAUGGCAAGCAUUCAAUGACGAAGACGUCAACUCCGGGUUUCAAAUCCCCACCUCGUCAACAAAUCCUACCGUCAAUGGGCCAAAGGGCAAGCGCAAAGCAGCUGACGCCGAGCUAGAGCCAGGUGAACUCAACCCAGAACCAUCCAGCAGUUCAACCAAAGCUUCCAAGCGACGGAAGCGACGGAAGUUGACUGCUGGUUCGCACCGCAUGGGCAUGCAGAGCGACGAUGAGGAUGACAGUCAAACCGCACCUUCGAACGCAAAGGAUGUCUCGCAAGCUAAGCCGAUGCCUAGCGCAGCUGGGCCUUCUCGACCGAAGCCAUCUACAUACAAGUCUCGUUCUGCAAUGAAUGCAGGGCGACUUGGUGGAGAUAGUCAGGCUCGAAUUAGGUCCGUUGACGCAGGGCUCCCGAGGCUGACGCCGAUGCCCAUGUACCCUACGGAUCCGGUCUCGAUGUACCCUUCACCUAUAGUCCCAUACUACCACGUCAGUCCGCCGGAUUAUAGGCCCCCUUUCCCGCAUGCACGCAGAGGAGACCCGUACGGCGAUGCAGCCUCGAGGCUAUGGGCGAUGCCAUACCCUCAUCCCCAUAUGCCGAGUAUGAGGGAAGAUCGUCACUAUCAACAACAACUGUACGUCCCGCAGCCUCCAAGCUAUCCACGACAAACGUAUAUCGGCGCGCCAGCCAGUGCGCCAGCGUGUCCAGCCAGUAGACCACCAUUUAUGGGUUCAGAGGUGGAAGAAGGCGAGACUUUGGACUGGACUUAA